Molecule: messenger RNA, 552 nt
Organism: Racocetra persica
Lineage: Eukaryota; Fungi; Glomeromycota; Glomeromycetes; Diversisporales; Gigasporaceae
Source: the annotation of a GenBank genome assembly
AUGAAAAAUAUACUCAAUAUUUUGCCUGACAAGGCCAAAAACAGACCUGAUAUUUUGUUUGAUAAGACUAAAAACAAAGAGGUGAAAAAAAAUGCUGACACAGAGUUGAAAAUCGUCAGUAUUGGCAAAGUUUAUCGGCGUGACGAGGACGAUGCCACUCAUACUCACCAGUUUACUCAAAUAGAUUGCUUUGCUGUCGGCAAAAAUUUUUCUUUCUCUCAUUUGAAGGGAACUUUAGAAUCAGUGGUCCAAAAAUUACUGGGUAAAGAACAAACCAUUCGUCUGCGUCCCUCUUAUUUUCCCUUCACCGAGCCGAGCGUAGAAAUAGAUGCCCAAAUUGCGGGAGCUGGAUUAAUUCAUCCGCAAGUCUUAAAAAAUGGCGGCUUUGAUUCCCAAAAAUUCACCGGAUUUGCCUUUGCUUUCGGUUUAGAACGAUUAUUAAUGAUAAAAUACGGUAUCGAGGAUAUUCGUCAUUUUUAUCUGAAUGACAUUCGCAGCAGAAACCAACAAUUUAUAGAGAUUUUUCCGAUUAGUAGCAAAAUCAAGGUCAAG